This is a messenger RNA of Phragmites australis (common reed), 3471 nucleotides long. RefSeq lists its product as uncharacterized. The record is from RefSeq and is a predicted model, not a curated record. The transcript is spliced from 5 exons. Bases 423 to 3230 code for a protein of 935 amino acids. NCBI's taxonomy places the organism in Eukaryota, Viridiplantae, Streptophyta, Magnoliopsida, Poales, Poaceae.
CCUAUCUCCAUCUUUGCUUUGCCCGCUGCCUGACUGACUCUCCAGCGCAUCUCCUUCUCUCUAUCUUCCGCUCUUCCUUCCUUCCUUCCUUAGGUUAAGUUUAGGUUUCAUGGAUUUCCUUUCCCUUUCUUCUAACCUUCGAUUGGAUUUGAGUGUGAGUGCAUACAACGACUAGGAUCUAUCUCCGCUGAAUUCAGAGUUGCUGACCUCGCUUCUUGUUCUCGAUUUCUCAAGAUUUCAUCUCAUUUCGAAUCCUUUCCUUUUUGUCAUUUGCUUGCUUUGCUUUGGGAGCUGAGUUCACAGGGACAAGCACGCCGACUGGGGCUGGAUGCUCUAGGAAACAAGGAGUGCCCGGGAUACUUUCUGAUUCUUCGUUUGGUGGGAACAGGCUUUGUUCAUCCAAAAAAGCAGGCAGCACCCCAAUGAAAAUGCUGAUAGAUGAUGAAGUCUCUGGAGAUCUCAUUCCCAAGCAUACAUCUCCCGGUAUUGUAGGAAGGCUUAUGGGCCUUGAUACGAUGCCUUCGUUUGGAGUUCAUAGCCACAGUACUUAUAGUGGGAGCCAUUCCCAUAACAUGUCUCCAGGGAGUUCUAGUGAUAAAUAUGGUUUUUAUGGAGAUGUUUCACAUAGGAGAAGCACUGACGAGAUUCCAGAAUUCAAAGAUGUUUUUGAAGUUAUGGAGGCCACAAGAAUGAAGAACCAGAGCCAAAAAUCUAGACGCAGUAACAUCUAUUCUGGACUUGACAUGGUUAACAGUGCUGACAUGAAUUUCGUAAGGCAGAAAUUUAUGGAUGCCAAGCGUCUUUCUUCUGAUGAAUCUUUCCAGAGAUCGAAAGAGUUUGAUGACGCACUUGAGGCAUUAGUAUCAAAUAAAGAUUUUUUGCUGAAAUUUCUUCAAGAGUCUGACCAUAUUCCCACGAUUGACCUCCCUGAUCUCAGUUCUCCAUUUUCUUCUGUAAACCGUAUUACAGUAUUGAAACCAUCCAGAAGAAGCAAAUUUAUUGAUGCAGAUGUUAUCUAUCCACUGGAAGAAGAUACUGAAAGGUGUUACUGUGCUGAAAAAGAAGAGAAGCAUUCUCCACGGAAGCCUUGUGUUAGCCUUUCUAGUCAACCUUCUAAAGAGGAAGCUGGUUCUUUCAGACGAAAAUUGUCAAGGUCAAGCUACCAGGAAAGGAUUGGCACACAUGUUUCUCCCACUCGCAUUGUUGUCUUGAAACCAUGCCUCGGGAAAAUUGAGAACAUGGAAGGAGCAUUUUAUCUAACACAUGAAAUGUUUCAAUCUAGUUACAGAAAGCCCAAAGCACCCCUAGAUGAUGACAAUGGCACUCGAAAUCCACGUACAGAAGAAUAUAUGUAUCAGAUGUCAACAGGAGAAUCUGAUGUGCUAGGCCGUAGUGGAAAAGGGUCAGUAGAAAUUGCCCAUGAGGUUACAAAACAAAUGAGGAGAGCUGUCAAGGGAGGCGUAAGUGGAAAACGAAUACUCAAUCCAGAUAUUGGGAUGUUUAACUGGGAUGAGCAGGCAUCUUCAUUAUCGUCCAUGGCUAAACUAAAGAGUUCAGAGGCAUACCAAAGAUCAACUGGUCGCCAUGAUGCUCGGGAUGCUCCCAGUUGUGGUUAUUCCCCAACAUAUUCAGCUAAAACAUCGAUUAGGAAAGAAGCAAAAAGACGCCUCUCUGACAGAUGGAAGAUGACUCGCCAAUAUCAACAUCCAUCACAAGAUGCUAAUACAUUCAGUACACUAGGAGACAUGCUUGCUCUCUCUGACAAAGAGGUAUCAAAACUUACUUCUGGAUCAGCAGCUUGCCGGAAAUGCCCAAAGGGAGAGUUGCAUAGGGAUGGAAUGCCUGGGUCGUGUGGUUAUCCUCUUGGUAUCAGCAGUAAUGAUGGUUGGAAAGAUGAGAGUGUAUGUAAUUCGACAAGGUUGAAGUCUCUUUCUUCUUCAUCCAUCACCCGAAAGAAUCCAAAGUUGAGCAGCAGAAAAGAGAACUGUAGGCAUAAUGAGAUCUCUAUACUCAAAGACAUCCUCGUAGUGGGACCUAAUAGUUCAGAAGAUGAGCUAGUUCACGGAAGAUCAAUGAGAUCACCGGUCAGAUGUUCAACACAUCACAGCGAUGAAAGUGAUGUGCCGUCCCUGGAGGGAGAAGAAAGUGCGGUAAUUGAGCGUGAGAUACAUGUGAAUUUUGAGGAACUAACCUGCAGCACUUCUGUACCAGAUUCAUCUGAAGAGAGAACUGUACAGCCUGCAAGUUCCAACCAUAAAUUAGGUGCUCAAUUCUAUUCGGGUAGCAGUUGUGUGGUUCCAGAAUGGCAAGAUGAGGCCCAGGCUUCUGCCGCACAGAACCUGGUGAUGCACCAAGAGCCAGUAUUGACACUAGACAAUCAUCAUCUUUCCUCUAGCCCCAGAGACUCUGCAACUCAGGCUGAGAGAAACGCGCAUGAUCAAUACAAGGGUAAUCCAACCCCAUCCAGUCCUUCCAUAGAAUUAGUGUCCCACAUGAGCCACCAUGAAGAUGAUCAGCCUAGUCCAGUGUCGGUUCUUGAAUCUUCGUUGGACGCAGAAGAUGGUUGUUCAGGAGGUUUUGAGAAAAUAAGUGCAGAUCUGCAAGAGCUGAGGAUGCAACUUCGACUUCUCAAGAUGGAGGCCACUGACGAUGCAGACGGAACCGAGCUGAUUUCAUCGAGUGAUGAUGAAAUUUCUGAUAGCUGCAAACCACUUAGUGAGACUGGUCAGGCAUCCGACACCUUUUGGGAUGCAGAUGAAAGGGAUGUCUCUUAUGUCCUUGACAUGCUCACUUGUCUGGGCAUUCAGAGUGAUGAGCAGGAUUUUCUACUCAAUGCAUGCUAUUCAUGGGAAUGUCCUGCGGGCGGUGCUAUAUAUGAGAGUCUUGAAAAGAAGUACAGCAGGCUCAUUCUUUGGCCACAGUCGGAGAGGAGGCUCCUCUUCGAUCUGACAAAUGAUGCCCUUAUGGACGUGAUUGCUUGUUUGACACAUUGUGGCAGCCAGUGGAUGCUGAAGAAGUGGCAGUCCAAAUGGGAUAAGGAGGGGGUUCUGGAGGAGGUGUGGGGAAGGGUGUGCCGACAACGCCGGGAGGCAGAAUGUUUCCAAGAGGAAAGAUUGAUGGGUGUAGGGUGGUUGGAUUGCGAAGAUGUGACCAAUCAGAUUGUGGGGGAGAUCGGGAGCAUGUUAGACGAGGAUCUCCUUGAAGAAGUAAUAGAUGAUUUGCUGUUGUGACUGAACCGACGAAGAUUUUGCUGUCCGUUCUUAAUGAGAAAGUUAAUUUUUAGGGAGGAGAAGCACCAGUACAGUAGUCGUAGUGAGUAUAUUAUAGGCUGAGGCAGUGGCUGCUCUAACUGUAUAAGUAGUAUUCCUUUCAUCUGCUCUACUGAUUACCCAACCCUAUAUUACCAUAGCUUGUGUUACUGCUAUAUCGUGGGAUCAUAAUGGUACUAUUCAUGUUGAUGUCGUUAUCAAA